This is a messenger RNA of Ricinus communis (castor bean), 1163 nucleotides long. RefSeq lists its product as uncharacterized. The record is from RefSeq and is a predicted model, not a curated record. Bases 400 to 954 code for a protein of 184 amino acids. The transcript is spliced from 2 exons. NCBI's taxonomy places the organism in Eukaryota, Viridiplantae, Streptophyta, Magnoliopsida, Malpighiales, Euphorbiaceae.
AUCAUUACAUAUUAAAAAUAGAAAGAUUUUGAAUCAAUAUCUCAACAUCUAACGCUAAAUGUGGCAUGCACACAAUCACACCAAAUCAUUUUUUUAAUUGACAAUAAGAAAAAAUAAAUCUAACAACUUUUACUAUCGUCUAUAGGGUUGGUUUUAUGUUCCCCAACGGCCAUUCCCACCUUGAGCCCCUAAAGCUUUAAAAAAAAAAAAAAAAAAAAAAAAAAUGAAAUCCAACUUUCUCUCACUAUCCAAAUAUUUUUAUCUUUCUUGCUAAAGGAAAUUGCAGUAUUUUACUGGUUUGUGUGACCUGACCCGAAUCCUCAGUUAUAAAUUAAAACCAGGAGAAAGAAGUCACUUUUGACUUGCACAGAGAGAGAAAUAAACUGAAAAGGAGAGAAAAUGGCAAACAAGUCUCCUAUAUUCCCAAUGCCAGAACCUCAACACUUCAGCGACUAUGGCUUUGACCCACAAAUCGACUACUUUCAGUUCUUGGAAGAAGCAAGAAAGCAUAAGAGAGAAACAGCAAGGUCGAUAGAUUCUUUACACUUCAAGCUUCAAAAACCCAUUUCAAAAGAUGAAUACUCUAAUAAAAAACCCCACAAGAACAAGAAGAAACGUUGGUGGAAAAAAGCUUUCUUGUUCUUGAAAUGGAAAUGGGUCCAGACCCAACAAGAUGAUUUUGCUGAUGAAGAUGUGCAUAAAGCAAGGGCUAGAGCUUUCAGGGCAUCGAUAUCAGGUCCUGUGUAUAUAACUGAAAGCAGAAGUGGGUCAAGUACUCCUUACAGGACGACUAGCCGCCCAUCGUCAGGUCCACUGGCCGGAACUUUAACGCCAGCAAGAAAGGGUGAUUUGGAGAUACCAUAUUUGAGUCUUAGAGAGCUUAACGUGGAACAGCAACAGCAGCAGCAUCAAAGGAUGUCUACUUCUUCCAUGCCAAUAUACUUGGUCACUUGAAAUGUUUCAGUUCUUGAAGCUUUUUUUUUCUUUCAAGAUUCUGUUCUUUUUUUAAGAUGUUAGUUCCCUGACCACUUACUGGUGGGCUUUAGGUGAUGCGUUCGGCUUUUGCUCGAAGGGUUAACCAUUAUUAAUAUUAUCUUAUUGGUUUUUCCCCCUUCCUUUUCUGCUUUGUGUAAAAACUGCAAAAAGGUAUUUGUUUUGAUGCU